Funneliformis mosseae is the source of this 2784-nucleotide messenger RNA. The record is from the annotation of a GenBank genome assembly. NCBI's taxonomy places the organism in Eukaryota, Fungi, Glomeromycota, Glomeromycetes, Glomerales, Glomeraceae.
AUGGAAAGUCAGUCUUUUGAAGAAGUCAAGACAAAGUGGGACGUCAUUUUUAAAGAUCCGUUACUUUCACUGACAUCCUUGCGAGAAAAAGGUGUUAAAGGAAAUAUUUGUUCGCAAGGGUUAAGAUCCGUUUUCUGGAAGUUAUACUUGGCAUACUUGCCAAGUUUAGAUACUGCAACAUGGCCUCUUACUCUUCAUAAGGAACGACAGCAUUACGCGAAUCUUCGACAAAAAUAUAUUAUUAAUCCUGCUUCCGAAAGUGAAAAUGAUGGUGCAAGCGAUUUAAGUGUGAAUAACCCAUUAUCAUUAGACCAAGCCAAUCCUUGGCAAGAAUAUUUUAAAGAUACAGAAUUAAGGAAAAUUAUUCGGCAAGAUGUUGAAAGAACGUUUCCAGAUAAUCCAUAUUUUCGCACUUCUUUAAGUCAAAGUCGAUUGCUCGAUAUUCUCUUCAUUUAUUGUAAAAUGAAUCAAGAUGUUUCCUAUCGUCAAGGAAUGCACGAACUUUUGGCCCCCAUUUUAUGGACUGUUGAUAAAGAGAGCAUUCCUAGUUCCAAUGGUUAUGCAGUGGAAAAUGGUGAAGAGACGAUUAUUAAGCAAACUUUAAAUGCAGAUUACGUUGAACAUGACACCUUUGCUUUAUUUUCUGCAUUGAUGAAAGCGGCAAAAGUAUAUUAUGAAUAUAAUGAUGAAGUUUUCAAUAGAAGACCUAUAAAGCGUGCCCAAGGAACUGAUCUUGAAUAUGAAAGAAAAAUUAAAGAUGCCCAAGCUGAGGCUGCAAAAUCAACUCCUGUGGUUAUGAAAUGUAGUAAAAUUUAUGAUGAAUAUCUUAGAACAAUUGAUCCAGAGUUAUACAAUCAUUUAAAAGAUUUAGAUAUUGAGCCACAACUUUAUGGAAUACGCUGGAUAAGACUGCUUUUCGGUCGUGAAUUCCCCUUGAAUCAAGUAUUAAUCUUAUGGGAUGGAAUGUUUGCGGAAGAUCCAACUCUGAGAAUAGUUGAUUUUGUAUGCGUCGCAAUGAUGUUACUUAUUCGUGAUGAAUUGCUAAUGUCUGACUAUGCUGGAUGUUUAAGUAUGCUAAUGCGCUACCCUCCAACAUCGGACGUAGAGGUGUUAGUUCCUCAAGCAAUAUUUCUUCGUGAUCAUUUGACACCUGAGGGCGGUGCUUCGAUCAUUCAAGAAAACGCACUUAGAAUCGGUAAAUUACUUUCCGUACCAACUCAUCCACUUAAAGAACCACAUAAAAUUGAAGGUUUAGUACAAGAAGGAUUCGUUCAUGUAACGAAAAAUGUAUUAGAAAGUCGUGGUGCGGUAGCAAUUAAUAAAGCAAUUCUAACUGCGGUUGGAGAAGUAAAGGUUAGUGAUAGGAAUGUGCUCCGUAGACCAGAUGGUCAAAUUCGUACAGAAUAUGACAAACGAACCCGUCCAGGUUCUGCUGAAUAUUCACAGAAAUAUGCACAAUCAAAUCACUCAUAUCAACAACAAAUAUCGAAUCAUGUUGAUCCAUUACGCUCGGAGACAACAUCUGAAGAAAUCACAAAAUUAAAAGAACAGAAUCGACAGAUUGCAUUGGUGGUUCAAAAAAGUAUAGAAAUUCUUGAACAAGAAAUUUUGGGUAGGGCAAAAUUGAGGGAAAUCACAAGUGCGGCAGAUGCGGAAAAAAUUGAGAAAAGUUCUGAUGGUUCCGAAUCUCGAUCAUCAUUUGAGUAUAUUUCGGGUAAUAAUAAUGAAGACUCGUCGACUCUAUCUCCAAACGAAAUUUCUGUUCUUCACGUAUUACAUGGUCUCAAGCAUAUAAGAGAUGUAUUGAAUGGUUUUGUAAAAGAAUUUAAUCCACAUAUUAUGGAAAUUUCAUCUCACAAUGGAGAAGAUCAUGAUCAUUGGGAAGUAGUAGACGAUGGCGUUAGUGUGGUUAGUGUGGCUGGAACGGAGGAUGAAACUGCAUCCGUUACUAAAGAGAUUCAAACAAAACAAGACAAAAUUACAACACCCUCAAGUUCUUCUUCUACUAAUGUCAAUGCCACAAAAACAACAGUUUCAGAAACAAUUUCAACGAAACCCGUUCAAACUAUAUCAAUCACAUCUUUACAAUCGUCACCGCCAACAUCCACGAAAGCAACUUCUUCACAAGAAGUCUUUCCUUCCAAAUUUGAUUCUCCUUCACAAGUUUAUCCUUCACAAAAUGUGACACUUCAACAACGUUCCAACAUCACUAAACGUGCUAGCACAAACACUUCAUUAUCACGAAGUCCUUCAUAUGAAAAGUUUAAAGCUAGUGCAGCAUCACCUAAAACUCAAAGACCGAUUUCCAUUUCAAUCCAGAAAUCCAAACUUAGGUUCGAAGAUAUAUUGAAUGAUAUGGAAAAUAGUGGAACAGGAUCACCGAAAUCCUCUAUUGCAUCGAAUUCUAAAUAUAGUUGGAUGAUUGAAGGCUACACAGAUGAAGAUGAUAAUUCUUUGUUUAAUCCAAAGAGGGCAAGUAUUGGUAGUAUUAAUAGUUUAUCUGGAUUAUCAUCAGAUUUUUCAAAAGACACAGACGAUGAUGUUUUCAAAUCUAUUUCUACACCUAACCAAAGAAAGACAAGGAAUUCAUCGAUUGUAUCUUCACUUUAUUCCGAAAGGAUUGAUCCGUUAGGAGCAUCUCCUUUCGCACAAAAAAACAUGAGUCGAGAAAGAAGUGAAAGUAUUGGAUCAGCUUCAUCAAGCAAUGAAAAAAGAUCGAGUAGUCAUAUCUUUACAACCAAUACACCUGUUUUGCCAGUUGAUGACCCUUUGGGGGUUUUGUAA